AUGUCCACAGGAAGCUGCCUUUGGAACAAGGUUUCUUCUCAUGCCAGGCUUCUGACUUGCUCUAGAAUUGCUUUGAAAGGCAAGAUACCUUGUUUUCUUUGGUCCAUGGAAUUCCCAUUUUUUCAUGGAAAGAUAACAAGAAAAACCUGUGAAGAGCUGCUGAGCAAGAAGAAAAAGAAUGGCAGCUAUUUAAUACGGGAGAGUGAGAGUGUGGAAGGAGCCUUGUGUCUCUGUGUUUUCUUUGAGGACCUCAUCUACACUUACCGUAUCUUCAGAGAACACCAAGGAUAUUUUAGAAUACAGACUUCUAAAAGUGUUCCAGACAGGAACUUCAAAACAUUAAAGGACUUAAUAUACACUUUUGAAAAGCCAAAUCAAGCACUGAUAAUAAACCUCUGCUACCCAGUGAAGAAACCAAAGGCCUUGCGAAGAAGCCAGAGGUUCAAGUCAGGAAUGGACAACAUUUAUGAUGAAGUUGAACACAGCGGUGAUUAUGUUGAUGUGUUACCCUGAAAGAUCUGCACCUCAUGGUUUGGGAAGCUGCCAUUCCAGGAUGUGCCCCGGCACAGUGCCCCAGGUGGGGAGAGCUUCCAGCUGGGUGUCCUCUGCUCUAGAUCUGGAAUUACCCUCCUCGUUUUGCAGACUGUCAGAGAAGCUCUAUCUUCAACCAGUAGAUCUAGUGUAAGCUUGUAAGCUAUUAUGCAUGUUCACUCAGCAAUAAAAGAAGUACAUUUCGUUAGACACAAACACACACAUAAAGGUACGGGGGAAGGUGUCCAUGGAUGUGUCUUCUGGGUGGUUUUUAGCCAGCAAAUUGUCUAAGAUGUUGACUGCUAGAGUGAACAUCUUCUAACAGAAUUCUGUUAGAAGGCAGCAAUAUAAAUACAUUAAAUGAAUAGGUAUAAAGAAGUAAUUUAUGGCAGAAUUGAUAGGUGUUGAUAAAAACCAUAUAUGACAAAAUGAUUAGCAUUUUAAGAUGCUUUAAAACCCCCAAACUCUGUUAUUUUGCACAUGAUUCAUGUUACCUCAUUGUUGGAGGAAUGAAUAGUAUUUCAGCAAUCUCAAGGAAUACUAGUAGUCUUUCAUUUGAAUAAUGCAAAUUAAAACAAAAAUGCUGUGUUAAAUCCAUGCCAUAAAAAAUAACCAACCAGAGGAAAACGGUUUGAAAUACUUUUAAGGUUGAGGAACGGCUCUGGCAGAUUACAAGAGGACUACAAGUUCUACAUAAAUGUCAGCAUGAACACAUCCUUCUUUUAAUAGGUUCUUUACAUAUGGGAAUGCUUACUCCAUUUCAUUUUCUACUGCCAUUAGUUCUGUAUUAUGUAUAUGUCUUUUGCUGUUUUCAGUUUUUUUAAUGCAAGAAUUUGCUUUAAUAUUAAC
This is a messenger RNA of Vidua macroura (Pin-tailed whydah), 1380 nucleotides long. RefSeq names its product SH2 domain-containing protein 1B-like. The record is from RefSeq and is a predicted model, not a curated record. Lineage: Eukaryota; Metazoa; Chordata; Aves; Passeriformes; Viduidae.